Molecule: messenger RNA, 971 nt
Organism: Bubalus bubalis (water buffalo)
Lineage: Eukaryota; Metazoa; Chordata; Mammalia; Artiodactyla; Bovidae
Exons: 3
Coding region: 1-840 (279 amino acids)
Source: RefSeq, a predicted model, not a curated record
AUGGGCCGCGCGGUGCCCGAGGAGACAGCUGCGGCGCGCGCCACCCGGGCACUGGCUCCGCCCGCCCCGCGGCCGCGACAGGGCCCCGGGGCCUGGCCCGUGGGUGGGGCGCGGGCGGAGCCUCCACCUCUCCACGCCCCGCGGGCGCGCAGGGCUCCGGGCGGGGCUGCGGGGCCGCGGGGCCAGCGGGGCUGUGGUCUUAGCACCACGUCCGGGUGCACGAGCUCAGGCCCCACUGCUGGGUUCACACUGUCGUCGGUUUCGAGGAAGACCCGCCUUUCUCCACAGAGGAGGCCGAGGCCGGGGAGCCCUGGGACGGCAGACAGGAGGGCUGGGGGGCGGGAGAGGGUGUCCACCACACUGGAAGGCCUGGAACCCCCCCUCCCAGAGGUCGAGCUGGUCUAUCUUCCAGGAGGAGGAAGUGUCCCCGCGCUGCCCCGGGCUCUUUUCGGAAACAGAGCGGAGGAACUGGCCGCACGUGCCUGUGACCAUGCUGUCCGCGCAGCACCAAAGGGGGCAACGCCAGCCAUCCAGGUCAAGGCAGCGCUCCAGCGGAAACGCGUGACCCUGACCGGCAGGGCCCUUCCUCUGUCUUCCCCAGCCCAAACGGUAAGAGGAAUGUCAGAGCCAGAGCAAUUUCACAAGGUACAGAGUCUAUGGGCAGGUCCUCCUGUGAUGAUGGAAAAGUUCUGCACAUGUGUCUCCAGUACACACCUGCUGAAUGCAGCCAGUGAGACUAAGGAACUAAACUUUAUAUUUGAUUUAAUGCUGCUUACUCAUCCUGCUCCAUCUUACAGAAAUGCCUUAUUUCUCAAGACCCUCCUACAUUUGAACAAAUGAAUGAAAGAAUGAACAAAUGUUACUAUUAAACCCUGAACAUAACUGACACAGAGCAAUGAAAAUAUUUAUGCUGACAAUAGAAAGCACGUAAUUUCACUAUUUCAGGUCAUUAAAAAUACCCUUGUACAAUA